UUUGUCCACAAGUGCUUAUGGAAAAGAUGGCUGAUAUUAACCUCAAAGAAGUAUCCUUAAUAGUAGGUGUGGUUACUGCCUGCUACUGGAACAGCCUCUUGUGUGGUUUUGUUUUUGAUGAUGUUUCAGCAAUACUGGACAAUAAAGACUUGCAUCCAUCUACACCUUUGAAAACUUUAUUUCAGAAUGACUUCUGGGGAACUCCUAUGUCUGAGGAGAUAAGCCACAAAUCUUACCGACCCUUAACAGUAUUGACCUUUCGUUUAAAUUAUUUGUUUAGUGAACUGAAACCAAUGUCAUAUCAUCUCCUAAAUAUGGUUUUUCAUGCUGUGGUUAAUGUGAUAUUUCUUUAAGUCUGCAAACUUUUUCUGGACCACAAGAGCAGUGUGAUUGCUGCUUUACUUUUUGCAGUGCACCCAGUACCCACAGAGGCAGUAACAGGUGUUGUAGUAAGAGCAGAACUUCUGUCGUCUAUUUUUUUUCUAGCUGCAUUUUUGUCAUAUACCAAAUCAAAAGGACAAGAUAAUUCCAUAGUGUGGACUCCAAUUGUGUUGACAGUGUUUUUAGUGGCUGUUGCAACAUUGUGUAAAGAACAAGGUAUUGUUGUGGGAAUUUGCUGUGUGUACGAAGUAUUUAUUGUCCAAGGGUACACUUUGCCAUUACUGUGUACCACUGCUGGGCAGUUUCUCCAUGGAAAGGGUAGUAUUCCAUUUUCUAUGCUGCAGACACUAAUAAAACUCAUUGUUUUGAUGUUCAGUACACUAUUGCUUGUUGUAAUUCGAGUGCAGGUGAUUCAGUCUCAACUUCCAGUAUUCACCAGAUAUGAAAUUUUGUUUCUUCUUUGAUUUUUUUUUCAUCCUUUUUUUAAACUUUAAGUUUUAAGUGAUUUUAAAUAUUCCAGAAAGUCUUUGAUUUACAUUGAGGUUCCUUAACAGCUCUGUUGAGGUAUAAUUAUUUUUUUUAAUCUGCAUAUUAUUUAAAAUGUACAAAUAAAUAAGUUUUGACAUAUAUGUACCACUCAUGAAACCACCACAAUAUGUUGUCUUCUAUAUUCUUAGUAAUUUUUGUCUACUUUUCCUAUUAAUUUUUAAAAGAAGGAUAUUGAAAUCUCUAACUAGAUUUGUAGAUUUGUCUGUUUCUUCUUGCAGCUCUGAGUUUUUGUUUGCUUUAUUAAGUGCAUAAACAUUUAGAACUGUAAUGUCCUUUUGAUGAAUUCAUCCUUUCAUCCUUAUUAAAAGAAUCUCUUUAUCCCUGGAAAUAGUUUUUGCUCAGAAAUUCACUUCAUCGUACAUUAAUAUAGCCACACCAGCUAUCUUUUUCCAACCUUUUGUCUCUUUUUAUAUUUAAACUGGAUUUCUUGUAGGCCUACAUACACUGGGAUCUUCUUUUUUUUUUUUUUUUGGUCGGAAAAAUCUUUGAAUGAGGUUUUUCAACUAUUUACAUUUAAUAUGAUUAUUGAUAUAGUUUGAUGUAAAUCUGCCAUCCUGCCAAUUGUUUUCUCUUUGUCCCAUCUGUUGUUUGUCCCUUUUUCUGUCUUUUGGACUCAGUAUGUCUUACUAUUCUAUUUUUAUCUCCUUGUUGGCUUAUUAGCUAUAAAUCUGCUGUGUUGUUUCAGUGACUGUUCUAGGGUUUUUCAAAUCAUCCUUUGCUAUCACAGUUUAUUUUCAAGGGAUAUUUUAAGUAUAUAUAUCAUAAAUGUUAAUAUGUAUAGUAUAAACAUAUGUAAUACAUAGGUUUUUAUAAAAUAUAAAUAUAUAAACUUAUAAGAACUUAGCUUUUGUGGUUGCAUACAUUUUCCUUGAGUAUACACUGUAAAUUCCACAAUACAUAAUUGUAUUUUUUGUAUUAAACAAUUAUCUUUGAAAGAAAUUUAAUAAAAUAUCCUUUAUAUUAAUCCAGAGUUCUGAUUUCUAGUGUUCUUCAUUUCUUUGUUAGGUUAGGAUUUUCAUCUGGUACUACUUUUCCUUACGACUGAAGGACUUUUCCUUAACACUUCUUGACAUGUAGGUAUGCUGGUGAUGAAUUCUUUUAGCUUUUGUACAUGAAAAUAUUUUUACUUUGCCUUUGAUUUUGAGAAGUAUGUUCCUGAGUGCAGAAUUCUACACUGACUGUUUUUCAUUCAGUACUGUAUAAAUGUUGCUCUCCUAUUUUCUGGCUUGCAUUAUUUUCAAUGGAAAAUCUUCUGUGAUCCUUAUCUUUAUGUUUCUGUGGAUAAUGUCUUUUUCCUAUGUCUGCUUUUAACAUUUUCUCUUUAUCAUUGUUUUUAUUUUUUUAUAUUGGAACAUAAUUGACAGAUAACAUUGUAUUAGUUGGUAUAAAGUGUAAUGAUUUGAUAUAUGUAUAUUGAGAAAUGAUUACCACAGUAACUGUACUUGACAUCCAUAAACACAUAUAGUUAAAAUAUUUUCAGGUAUGAUGGGAACUUUUAAGAUCUAAUCUCUUAGCAACUUCCAAAUAUCCAAUACAGUAUUGUAAACUAUAAUCACCAUGCUGUAUAUUAUAUCCCCAAGACUCGUAACUGGAAGUUUGGUUAAGGGUGGUCAAGUUACAAACUUCCACUGUUUCUUCUAUUUUCAUGUUUUUUGUGCUUAUGUUAAUUGAGUUUCUUAGAAUUCUGUAGGUUUUAUUUUAUAUAGAUUCUGGAAAAUUUUCAGCUGUUCUUGGAAAUAUUUUUCAAAUUCUUUUCUCUCCCUGCUUCUUAAGGGACUCCAAUUACAUGGAUAUUAGGUUUCUUGAAGUUAUUACACUGAUGUUCUGUUUAUUACUCUCCCAAAACUAUUUUCACCCCAUUUACAUUUUGGAUACUUUUUUUGCUACUGUUUUCAAGUUCACCAAUCUUUUUUCUGCAAUAUCUAAUGUGUCCUUAAAUUCUUCUAGUUAUUUUUCAUCUCAGACAUUGUUUUCAUCUCUAGAAGUUCUGUAUGAGCCUUUUUUUUGUGUUCCAUGUCCAUACAUGUUCUAGGGCUUUAAUGUCCUUGUCUAUUAAUUUUAUCAUUUGUGUCAUUUCUUUUCAGUUUAGAUAGAAUAAUUUUUCUUCUCAUAGUGGUAUUUUCUUUUUCACAUGCCGGGUGAUUUUUUAAUAGAUGCCAUAUGUGAAUUUUACCUUAAAAUAUUUUAAAACCUUGUUCUGUGAUGCUUUUAAGUUACUUGAAAAAUAUUUCCUAUUCUUAUCUUGCUUUUAAGCUUUGUUUUUUGAGCCCAGCAGCAUUUAGGAUAGGGCUAAUUUUGCUGCACUACUGAUACAACUGUCUGACUGCUCUACCUGGUAGACUAUGAAUUAUGAGGACAUCCAUUUUGGUUAAUGAGGAACUGCUAAUAAUCCCAACUGUGUUUGCUACUUGGGAAUUUUUAUCUAAUCCUUUUGAGAGAUACUUUCCUAACUGUAUCAGGUUUCCUAGGGCUGCUAAAACAAAUUACCAGAAACUGGGUGUCUUAAAGUAGCAGAAAUUUAUUCUGUCACAGUGCUCAAGGCCAGAAGUCCAAAGCCAAGGUGUCAGGCACAGUUGGUUCCUUCUGAAGGCUCUUCCUUCUGGAGGUUCCAUGCCUCUUUCCUAGCAUCUGGUGGUUCCCACAAUCUUUGGCAGCUUCAUCAUUCCAAUCGCUCCAUCUUUAACUGGCCUUCUUCCUUGUGUGUUUUCCUUUAUUCUCGCCUCUUUGUAUAAGGACACCAGUUAUUAGAUUUAGGUCCUAUUAGUUCAGUAUGACCUCAUCUUAAAUAAUUUCACUAACAAAGACCCUAUUUCCAAAUUAGGUUUCAUUUUGAGGUUCUGGGUAGACAAGAAUUUUUGGGAGAUGUGAUUCAACCCACCGUACUGACCUUGGGUCUAUCCUCACAUGUACACGUUACCCGUUCUUACAGGACGGGGAACUGGAGAGAGACCCUGUACAGAUCUCCUGCGUUCUCUUUUUCAACAGCUUCCUUCUCUCUGGUAUUCCGCCCACAAACUCCAGCUCCCUGGGUUCCUAGGGCUCCCAGCUCCAUCUUCUCAACUCAGGGUUACCACGAGGCUCUGCCAGGGUUCCUGCUCACAGCUCUGUAGACUAAAAAACUAUUCAGGUACUAAACUCUUCAGUCUGGGCUCCCUUAUUUGUUUUUCUUCUUUCAGGUAUCACUGACCGUUUUGCCUGAUGCUCAGUGUGUUAAAAAAAAGUUUAUGUAACUUCUCCAGUUUUUUAGUUGUUUAAAGCCAAAAGCAAGUUAUACUGAAUUUUAACAAUCUCUAUGCAUUUAGCAUUGUUUUUGCGUUUCAUCUUCUCACUAAAAUUUAAAAUGGAAUUUACACUAGUUCCCUAUUCAGUUUUAUUUAAGUGACUAACGUUUCAUGUAAGAUUUGCUUUGCUUUGACAUGUGCUUUUUCUCUGCAGUUCAGUUAUUAAAUCAGUUCUCCUAUAUAUCCUAAAUAGCUGAAGAGUGAUUACAGGAAAAAAGAAAACUUUGAAUUCAGUUCUCUUGGUUAUUUUGAAAAUUGACGCCCUGACUCUCAAGACUCAACUAUUUUUCAUAUAUGUAGAUAUUCAAAUGUGAAAGUUUUUAAAGAUACUACUUAUUCAAAUAGUAUUCACUUUCUCUCAGUGAUUUGAUUAAAAGAAGACUGAGUCAAAUAAGUGGUAGAGGAUAGUUUUUCAAUGACCUAGUCAUUUUUAAAGUGAGAAAUUGGGUUCUUAAAGGACUAUACACUAAUAUAGCCAGUAGAAUUUAGAACAUAGCCUAAAGAAGUAGAAAAUUAAAGCUGUUCGUUUGAAAUACUUUAAAAUAAAUUAUUUGACUUAGUGUGUAGGAAAUAGAUUAAAUUAAUAAAAUGUACGUUUAAUAUAUGAUGUCCUGGGGAAAUAUAAGCUAGGAUAUAAGCUUAUAUUAAUAUAUACUAGGAUAAAGUAAUAUAAAAUGUAACAUAGGCCUAUACAGUUAGUAACUCUACACUGGAAAUUUGGUUUUUAGUUCCCUGGAAGUCUAAGUGAAGAGGAAAAGCUCGUGGGCGAUAAGAGUAUUCUCCAUGACAAGAGCAAAACAUAAUAAUUUUUUUCUAGGAGACAUUCUUACUAUGAUUUAGUGCUGAAAGAAGCAUCUCAUGUAGAAAAACAUUGGUUUGACAACCCAGAUGCUGUAAGCCCAACUCCUACAAGGCAGUUUUUAACUUUUAACUACCUCCUUCCUUUGAAUGCUUGGCUUCUAUUAUAUCCUUCAGAGCUCUGCUGUGAUUGGACCAUGGGAACAAUGCCACUUACAGAGUCAUUUCUAGAUAUUCGAAAAGUUGCCGUAUUUGCUUUCUUUUGCUUUUUGGGGGCUUUGGGAGUAUUUAGUCUCAGAUAUCCUGGUGAUUCCUCCAAGACUGUUUAAAUGAUUAUUCCUGGUAAAAAAUAUGCAGCCAGAAUUGCCCCUAACCACCUAUCAAUCUGGCCAACCUGAUCCGAGCAAAUGAGUCCCGACUGGAAGAAGCAGAUCAGCUGUAUUGACAAGCGAUGAGCAUGAGGCCAGACUUCAAGCAAGCUUACAUUAGCAGAGGAGAAUUGCUUUUAAAAAUGAAUAAGCCUCUUAAAGCAAAAGAAGCAUAUCUUAAAGCACUAGAGCUGAAUAGAAGUAAUGCAGAUCUUUGGUACAACUUGGCGAUUGUUCAUAUUGAACUUAAAGAACCAAAUGAAGCCCUAAAAAACUUUAAUCAUGCUUUAGAACUAAAUCCAAAGUAUAAGCUAGCAUUAUUUAAUUCUGCUAUAUUAAUGCAAGAAUCAGGUGAGGUUAAACUCAGACCUGAAGCUAGGAAACGACUUCUAAGCUAUAUAAAUGAAGAGCCACAAGAUGCUAAUUGUUAUUUCAACUUGGGAAUGCUUGCCAUGGAUGACAAAAAGGACACUGAAGCAGAGAUGUGGAUGAAGAAAGCCAUAAAUUGCAAGCCGACUUCAGAAGUGCUUUGUUUAAUCUGGCUCUCCUGUAUUCUCAGACUACAAAAGAAUUAAUGGCUUUGCCAGUUUUGGAAGAGUUACUCAGAUACUAUCCUGAUCAUAUUAAGGGUCUCAUUUUAAAAGACAUUCUGAUGAAUCAAAAGAAAGAUAUUCUUGAAGCAAAAAAAUGUUUUGAAAAGAUUUUGGAGAUGGAUCCAAGCAAUAUGCAGGGAAAACACAAUCUUUGUGUUGUUUAUUUUGAAGAGAAGGACUUAUUAAAAGCUGAAAGAUGCCUGGUUGAAACACUGGCAUUAGCACCACAUGAAGAAUAUAUUCAGCGCCAUUUGAAUAUAGUCAGGGAUAAAAUUUCCUCAUGUAGUUUUGUAGAACAGCCAAUAUUGCCAGCUGGUAAGACUUCAGGUGUAGAAGGAGAAAAAAUUCCAACUGAAAAUGGAGACGAUACCAGAAGUGAACCUGCACAGAUAAUAAAAACAAGUGAUAAAAGUCAGUCUCAAUCCAACAAACAAUUAGGAAAAAAUACAAAGAGAUCACUCACAAAACAGCUGAAGGGUCCCCACCAGUAAGAUGGCAAACUUCCGGCUUCUCUUCGGGGUCCUCAGUUCCCGCCGGCGCCACCUGAAGCCCAAUCACCUCUCACCCCCCUCCCAA
Molecule: messenger RNA, 6546 nt
Organism: Manis javanica (Malayan pangolin)
Lineage: Eukaryota; Metazoa; Chordata; Mammalia; Pholidota; Manidae
Source: RefSeq, a predicted model, not a curated record